AUGGACGGAUUAAAAGCUAAUCUUGCUGUACUGCUAGCUGAACAUGAUGAACUUGAAGAUAUCAAACGCAGAAUCAUGAAAGUUUGGAAUGAGGCUAAAACCAAACGAGAUGACGUCGAAAUGACGUUGCAACUAGCGGGCAAUGGAGCACAGAUGGAAAGCUUAGCGCACGAAUUGAACGAAGGGAAGAUGACAACUCGUAAGUUCGUUUGUGAUGUAAUUUAUCGAAGAGAAAUAUUGCUAAUGAUGAGUAAUGGAUCGAAGCAACAGCUCGCAGAGCCAGGAGUUAUCGCGAUGAAUGAGCUACUGGACACGAUUCCGAGUGAAAUAGAUGACGCACAGCAUGAGAGUAGGACCGAGUCGCACAAAGCCGCAAUAACAAAGAUUGAUGAUACAAUCAAGUCUGAGAAUAAAGAUGAUAGACAGAACGAGAGUGAGGAAGAUGGUGGUAAGGACAAGGGAACGAUACGUAGCGAAUUAAGUGUAAUUUGCUGA
Messenger RNA from Plasmopara halstedii, 495 nucleotides. RefSeq lists its product as uncharacterized. The record is from RefSeq and is a predicted model, not a curated record. NCBI's taxonomy places the organism in Eukaryota, Oomycota, Peronosporomycetes, Peronosporales, Peronosporaceae. The transcript has 4 exons. Bases 1 to 495 code for a protein of 164 amino acids.